This is a messenger RNA of Scophthalmus maximus (turbot), 1970 nucleotides long. RefSeq names its product forkhead box P3b (gene foxp3b). Gene Ontology annotation, molecular function: DNA-binding transcription repressor activity, RNA polymerase II-specific; RNA polymerase II cis-regulatory region sequence-specific DNA binding. Gene Ontology annotation, biological process: regulation of transcription by RNA polymerase II. The transcript has 13 exons. The record is from RefSeq and is a predicted model, not a curated record. Lineage: Eukaryota; Metazoa; Chordata; Actinopteri; Pleuronectiformes; Scophthalmidae. Bases 517 to 1746 code for a protein of 409 amino acids. Gene Ontology annotation, cellular component: nucleus.
CUGGAAAGUAAGAUGAAAAAGAAAGUCAUGUUGGGAUGCUGUGUGAAAACUCAACCUGUUUGCUGAAAUCUUGGACAUGUAGAGCAAAAUGUUGAAUAUUUGUGAAGGUGGACGAAGACGUUAUUUUCGCAGGGCUUGAUGAACUUGAUGAAGAUUGUUUGUUCUAUUUGCUCAAUGUGAAAUAACGUACUUUCCAACCCAUAUUUUUUCAGGUUGUCAGGGCAGUGUUUGGAAAGUGUUUGUUUUUUUCUGUGUUUCUUGUUUCUGUUUGAUUUGCUGAGAACAUGUACUUUUGCUGUUUCCUGCUGAACAUAUAAAUACUGAGUGGAUAUUUCCGAGCUUUACUGUGCCCUCUUCCACUGAGACUGACAUAAGAUCUGUCUAUCUUACGUUUUCUUAAAAAACAUAUUUCCUGUGGAGUAACUCCCCGUCUGAUUCAUUUCAAAGUAUCUUCCUCGAAGAACCUGACAGAAGGAAGACGGAUGCAAGCAGCAGGUUGUUCACACAUGAUACGAGAUGCCAGAGACAUUCAGUGAGACUGUGAGAGGUGGACGGGCCCAAGCUCAGCCACAACGUGUCCAGAUCAAACCGCUGGAGGAGUCAAGCCCUCCUCUUACUUUGCUUCCUCCUCCUCCUCUUCCUGCUCCCCCGCAGACCAGGGACAUCAUCUCGCCACCUGUUUCAGGAAGUCAGUGUUGGAGCAGUAUGGAAGACAUGAGGCAGAAACAACAGAGACCGUCAGUGCUGCGUCAAGUUUUCCAAACAGCUUCCACGCGACAACACGCCAUCUCCAGUUGUGAGGAAGAGGGGGAUGGAAGCCAUUUUUCCCAGUCCUCCUCACCAUCAAAGGGUUCCUUUCUCAGACAAAGUCAUCACUUGAUCCCUUUGAGGACAGAUGGUCCGAAGCAGAGCUCCAUCCAGGCCAGAAUUCAUGAUGGCUUCUCUGAGGGGACGAGUUCUCUGUUUGUGAGAGGCCUGUGUCGCUGGCCUGGCUGUGAAGCUGUGUCUAAAGAUUUUCCGAGCUUCUUAAGGCAUCUCCAUUCGGAACACAGCCAUGGUGACAGAAGCAUUGCUCAGUGGAGGGUCCAGCAGGAUAUUGUCCAGUGCAUGGAGAGUCAGCUCAUCCUGGAAAAACAGAAACUUAUUGCCAUGCAACUUCACCUGCACCUCUCUGAACACAAAUACACUGAUGUGCACAUGUCUGUUGAUGUCCACCUCGAUCACUGCCUGCAGAAGGCUGCUUGUGAGUGGCCAGACAGCCUUCCUCUGUUCCUGCCACAGCCUCAGGUGGCAGAUGGAGACAGAGGGCAACACUGGUGCAUUCAACAACUGGAGGAGUUGUCGAAGCAUUGCUACGGAACUACUGGUGCUACCAACCUUCUGCCUGAUUUGGUCCCCAGUAUUGAAUAUUACAAAUACAAAAACAUCAGGCCUCCAUAUACCUACGCCUUCUUGAUAAGAUGGUCUAUUGUGGAGUGUCCAGAAAAACAACGCACUCUUAAUGAGAUUUACAACUGGUUCACCACCAUGUUCUUCUACUUCCGACACAACACUGCUACCUGGAAGAAUGCAGUGCGUCACAACCUCAGCCUACACAAGUGUUUUGUACGAGUGGAGGGAGGAAAGGGAGCUGUGUGGACAGUGGAUGAAACCGAGUACCAGAGGAGGAAGGGUCAGAAGUAUCACAGGGACUGUCCUGUCAAGUGGCUCACAUCCUUCUCCCAGUAUUUUCCAGAGGACCCCUGAUCACCAGCAGAUGGCAGCACUGUGCUCCUGGGGUCAACAUGUCAACUUAGUGUUAAUAAGUUCACAUGUCUGUUUUAUUUCAUUUUAUUUUCAAAUGACUUGUUGAGCAUUGGCUGUGUUGUUUGUUACAAAUACUCAUACCUGGCAGCUGUUGUUGUACAACAAUCACAGAUUUCUAAUUCAAAAGAGUUUUUCUUUUUGUUUAUAAAUCAAUGAAUCCAAAA